Peniophora sp. CBMAI 1063 is the source of this 1323-nucleotide messenger RNA. NCBI's taxonomy places the organism in Eukaryota, Fungi, Basidiomycota, Agaricomycetes, Russulales, Peniophoraceae. The record is from the annotation of a GenBank genome assembly.
AUGUCUAACGUUGAUAAUCCCACCUCUACGCCCCGCAAAAUCGUGAAUAAGAGUCCCGAUCUAUGGUUAGAUGACCGCGACGUCAUCCUGUUCACCGUACACGAGACCAAGUCAGACUCGGGAGUCGUCGAGCGAGUCCACACCCUGUACGGCGUGCGGAAAAGCACGCUUGGCCUCGGGUCUGAGAUGUUCGAGAGCACCUUCCGAGGCCCGCAGGACGCGUUCCUGGUUGCGUCCGAGACGUAUGAGGGACUCCCGAUGAUGCGCAUGUUCGACGAUCAUGAAGACGUCGAUGCGUUCUUCCAUGCCAUAUACAUCCCUGGAUACCAGCGCGCGCGGUACGAAGAGCACAAAGACCGCGAGAUCGGCCUGGUGCGCGUUCCGCCAAGCUACCCAGGCAUACUCCGCCUCGCGCGGAAGUUCAUCGCGCCGCCCGGCGUCGCGGAGGCCGUCACGAGCGCGUUCGAUGAGGUGUGGCCGUCGGACAUGCACAAGUUCAUGCGCCGAGAGAGCGUGUUGGCGAGGCGGGCGCAAGACACCCUCCGAUCGGUGGAGAAUGAGGACGAAGAGCUCGCGGCUGGGGAAGAGGUCUUGGACGAGAAUGGGGAGAAUCCGUGGGACGUCACUCGGUUCUUCUCCGACCCUGUGAGCGCCUACUCCGAAGCCGAAGGUCUUCCACCCCUGCUCAACGCGCUCCCCACCAUCGCCUACGACAUCGCGCACGCCAAAUGGGCAGAAGACGACAUCCCUCCCCCAGGCAUCCCCUUCCGCCGCAUCCACCUCUUCCGCACCAAACUCCCGCCCCAAACCAUUCAAUCCCUUAACUCCGGCAUCGCAGCGUACCGCGCCGACUGCGUCGACAAGUUCAGCUUCGAGAGCUUUGUGCUAUACGGGUGGCCCGUGAGGAGGUGUGAGCGCACGCCGCACGGCGGCGCGACGUCCCCGGCCGAGCUCGCGUGUUUCGCGCCGUUGCAGGCGUUCUGGGAGAGGAGAGUGCGGUCGACGUUGGACGACAGUGCGCCUAUUGAUCUGGGAAAUUUUCCCGUGAGAUGCCAUGAGCGGGAGGUAUGCGCGUCGUGCGCGGAGGCGUUCGUGAGGCAUAUGCAGAAUGCGCGGUACGCGGUGUGGCUCAAGCUUCCGGCGUACUUUGACUUGACGGCGUAUGUCAAUCCGUGGUGGGGAAUGGGACCUGGCGACGCCAAUAAUGGCUGGGCGAGACUUCCGAAGCCGUGGAAAGCUGAGAUCACGUCGAUAUGGGAUCCGAAGCGCGGGGAGGAGAUGUGGGCGGAGUUGGAGCGUGCGAAGGACGAUAAGAUGGCAUAG